AUGGGACUUCGUGCAACUAUAGAACAGAAAAUCAAAAUUUUAAAGGUGUAUGGGGACUCAGCACUAGUGAUUUAUCAAAUUCGUGGAGAUUGGGAAGUGAGGGAUUCGAAAUUGAUCAAGUAUUGUGAUCUUGUUGCAGAAUUGGUCAAAGGAUUCAAAGAAAUGACUUUUAACUAUCUCUCACAAGAAGAAAACCAAUUGGCUGACGCCCUGGCCACCUUGGCUUCAAUGUUCAAAGCAAGCAAAGAAACUGAAAUAAUGCCUCUUCAAAUGAGCAUAUAUGAGGUCCAUCCACAUUGUUUUAGCAUUGAGAAGGAGUCAGAUGGAUGA
Molecule: messenger RNA, 330 nt
Organism: Gossypium raimondii (Peruvian cotton)
Lineage: Eukaryota; Viridiplantae; Streptophyta; Magnoliopsida; Malvales; Malvaceae
Exons: 1
Coding region: 1-330 (109 amino acids)
Molecular function (GO): RNA-DNA hybrid ribonuclease activity; nucleic acid binding
Source: RefSeq, a predicted model, not a curated record